This is a messenger RNA of Cynara cardunculus var. scolymus (artichoke), 1972 nucleotides long. Its product is annotated as F-box/LRR-repeat protein 12. Gene Ontology annotation, biological process: SCF-dependent proteasomal ubiquitin-dependent protein catabolic process. Gene Ontology annotation, molecular function: protein binding. The record is from RefSeq and is a predicted model, not a curated record. Gene Ontology annotation, cellular component: SCF ubiquitin ligase complex. The transcript has 2 exons. The coding region runs from base 584 to 1747 and encodes 387 amino acids. NCBI's taxonomy places the organism in Eukaryota, Viridiplantae, Streptophyta, Magnoliopsida, Asterales, Asteraceae.
CUUGUUAUUUUGGAAAGAAUGAUAUACAUCCAAACGCCCAAAGUCAAAGGUUCUGAAAAAAGCAUCCAUGAGAUAUCCGAAACAGGUGAAGGAAGUAGUCGUCUCAUUAGCAGGCGGUUAUCCCAAUCUCCCCAUCUACUUACCCUUUUUAUCACAAUCACAAUCUAGAUCGUAUGAAGAUUCCAUUACCCGAUUAUGUCCCAACCCGAUGUCUCAUACAGUUGCGGUUCGUGUGGAUAUCCUUUGAAUCUAGCAUCUUCAAAUCGUAUAGCAUCUGAAAUAGGCUCCAAGUAUCGCAAAUCCAUUAGAAAAGGUUCUAUAUCUUUUGAAUCCAUUGAUCUUAGUCGAUUCACUCAAUUAGACGAGGUAUCUUGUUUUCCUAGUUGUUUGAACCGCCAUGGCUCAAAAACAAAGUUAUUAUGUCGCCAAUGUGGUGUUCAUAUAGGAUAUGGAUAUGGAGAUGCAAAUGCAAAUGCUCUAAAUGGUAUUGAAUCAUCUUCCAUAUCUAACUCGUAUUAUAAGCAGAUUGUGAUAAAAAUUCGAGCUUUACAACCUUUAGAUACUGCUGGCUAGCUAUGUAGAAAUGGCAAGUGAUGAAGUUAAUCACUCUUUCAUUAUGCACCUUCCUGAUGAUUGUUUACGUUCCAUCUUUGAAAAAUUCGAUUCCAGCACUGAUCGAGAAUCUUUUGGCCUAACUUGUCACCGCUUGCUUUAUAUUCAAGACUCAAGGCGUAGAUCGUUGGAAUUUGGAUGUUCAUUCUCUCGUGUAAACCACAAGUUGUCUAAAACCACAGUCGACAUUGAUUCCCUCAUUCUUGAUAAGUUGAUUAGACGUUUUCAGCAAUUAGAGUCUUUAUCCUUAUGUGGGUGCGUAAAUCUUCUAGAUUCCGGUUUAAGUCGAUUGCAAAAUCAUGGGUCGAAACUGCAUUCUCUCUAUCUCGAUUGUUGUUUCAAAGUUACUGAUGCAGGACUUUCCUCGGUUGCUAUUGGUUGUCCAUCUUUGUCGUUUAUUAGUCUUUAUCGCUGUUCCAUCACCGAUAACGGAUUAGAACUCUUGGCUAAAUCGUGUUUAUCUCUAAAAGACUUUAAUCUUGAGUGGUGUUCCCUAAUAACCGAUAGCGGCAUUUCCGCUAUUUCAAACAAUUGUCGUGAGCUUCGAGCAAUCAAGAUAUCUCAUUGUGACAAAAUUAAAGGAGUCGGGUUUGACGGGUGUUCUCAAACCUUGGCCUGUUUGGAAGCCGAAUCAUGCAAGCUUGAACCAGAAGGCGUGAUGCAGAUUCUAAGCGGAGGUGGACUCGAGUAUCUGAAUGUUUCUUCUCUCGGUUGGUGCAUACGGGGUGACGGUUUACGAGCAAUCGGUGGUGGGCUUGGUUCGAAUCUUAGAAUCCUUAACUUUCGCUUAUGCAGAAGUAUUUGCGAUGAAACGAUAAUGGAGAUCUCAAAAGGGUGUCCUUUGCUUCAAGAGUGGAAUUUAUCGUUAUGUACUGAGAUUGGGGUCGUUGGAUGGGAAUCGAUCGGGAUUCAUUGUCGUAACCUCGAGAAGCUUCAUGUGAACGGUUGUCGAAGCCUUUGUGAUCAAGGGUUGCUCGCCUUACAGAACGGUUGCAAACGUCUAUCGACAGUAUACAUCUCGAGAUGCCGACAAGUGAGUUCAUUGGCAAUUACGUUAUUCAAGAUUGCUAGAUGGGAUGUGGAAAUCAAACUUGAAGAAGUUAUGUAUAUUAUGCCUAAUCGUUUCUUUAGAUGAUAAUUUUAUAAAGGCAUCUAUUUUAUUCACUUUUAUGUCAUUUGGAAGCCUAGUUGCUUCAUUUUUAACAGUAGGUGUCUAGGUGAGUUUACGUGCAUCUCGACUAAUCUUAGGAACCCUGAAGAAGAGUCGGUAAAGUCAAUCAAAUUUGUAUGAAUUCAUAUUUACCAUAAAGAUUGUACUUUUUUUCAAUUAAUGUAAUAAACGUAGUUUAUAUUUGUUUUA